AUGAGCAAUAACAGGUGUAGAUUUAGUCUCCUAUUUGUUAGCUUUGCCUUUUUCAAAGAAAAUCCUUGGAUGGUUUCUAGCCCUGCGAGCACUGUCCUUACACCUCCGCUCACGAAUAUGGAUGGACGAAUAAACCUAUUAUUUUGGCGGCAGACAGAACAAGCAGUGGAAUCUUACUAUCGCCAAGUCCACAGACUUCAUCCGAUAGUCCUGUUACUUGAGCUGGAAGAAACCUCUACCCCGAACCCGAGUUUCCUUGACGCCAUAUCAUAUUUCCCAUUGAUAUACUGGAUGCAAGGGAAGAUUUCGAUGUAA
Messenger RNA from Cooperia oncophora, 315 nucleotides. The record is from the annotation of a GenBank genome assembly. Lineage: Eukaryota; Metazoa; Nematoda; Chromadorea; Rhabditida; Trichostrongylidae.